Messenger RNA from Lytechinus variegatus (green sea urchin), 2757 nucleotides. Its product is annotated as carbohydrate sulfotransferase 1-like. The coding region runs from base 158 to 1657 and encodes 499 amino acids. Gene Ontology annotation, biological process: N-acetylglucosamine metabolic process; sulfur compound metabolic process. The record is from RefSeq and is a predicted model, not a curated record. NCBI's taxonomy places the organism in Eukaryota, Metazoa, Echinodermata, Echinoidea, Temnopleuroida, Toxopneustidae. The transcript is spliced from 3 exons. Gene Ontology annotation, molecular function: N-acetylglucosamine 6-O-sulfotransferase activity.
AUGAUUGUACUGUACCAGGCAUUAAGGGAAAACGGACAGAACAGAAAGAGCUAGAAAUGAUGUUAUCAUCCGAAUUGCGGAGCGAGUUCCAUGAUUUUGAUUAAAAUGGAAUCUACUGUAAACGCGUCUUACUACAGCACCAUCUACCUACCAAACAAUGAAUACUACAAAGUCAGUAAGCUUCAGGUCGUUCUUGUCUCUCAUCUUCGUCGUUUGUCUCCUCAUCGUUUUGUACAUUUUUCUGUUUGAAACAGGUAAAUAUCCCGUUCUGCAGAGACACAGGGAGACGGAAUCUCGAAGACUCCUGAGCAUAUAUGCAACAAAUCAAUCACAAUUGGUUAGUGAGUCUAACAUCAAUUCAUCAGACGAUGACUGGCUCAACGAGAUAUUACAAAUUAUGUCUGAAAAUGAAGAUUAUUUAUCUGAAGGAGCCUGGUUGAAAACCACAGAAUUCCCAACUCAAACCACAUCUAAACCUGAUCAAAUUGAUCGUCGGCAGUACCACAAACCAAUCUUCGUCCCAGCCAGCAAAGCGGAAAAAACGCAUGAUACAUUAUCUGGCAACACUUCUCGUGUCCAAGUAGUAAUCCUUACCUCUAAACGAUCCGGUUCGUCCUUUCUUGGGGAGUUAUUCAACGCUAACCCGUAUGUGUUUUACGUAUACGAACCUCUAUACGUGCCGAUGGAAGAUGUUUAUACUCAUAACUUGGCUGGUGAUUGGUUCACAAAGAUUUCGGACAAUGUUUGGAACCACACAUUGAGGUGCAAUUUUUCAACCAAGUAUCCUCCCGAUCAUUCCUGGUUAAAACGCGGAGACGCCUCGUUUGAUUCCUGCAAGUCCAAUGCAGCGAUCAAAAGGUCCAGUUUGCUAUGUCCAGUGCCGAGGAUACCUCUACAGAAGAUAGGACCUGUCGUUUCUGGCCUGUGCCACGAUCGCCCUUAUACAGUUCUCAAGACAAUUCGGGUCCAGAGUAUCUUAGAACUGAAGAAAUUUAUUGAGGACCCGGGCUUAAAUAUCAAGAUUCUCCACCUGGUCAGAGAUCCAAGGGCUGUCAUGAGCUCAAGAUGGAAUUUGAAGGAGUCAAAUAAAGAUCUUUUUCGACGGAAGGGUCCUGGAGCGGACGAGGUCUUAGACUUGUGCGACCACAUGCAGCAGAAUAUAGAACUCGGUUCCAGUACCCCCGACUGGUUGAAAGAUAGGUACAUACGAGUUCGAAUGGAAGACAUAGCCCAAGAUCCCAUUGACGAGACAAAACGACUGUAUGAUAAGCUUGGAAUGCGGUUACACGACGACGUUUUGUCUUGGAUAAAAGAGAACACUCACGGAUCGACAGAUGGUAGUGAAACAUUCAAUCCCUAUUCUAGGACCCGUGACACUAAAAAGGUGGUUAACUCUUGGAAAAGUAAACUGUCUGUACCAUCGAUUCAACGAAUCGAAUCAUCAUGUUGGAAAUUGAUGAACGCUUUAUCCUACGAACGUUUUUCAUUAAAAGACAGAACUAUAUAUAAGAAACCAGACGAGAAAAAUAACGGCCUACACAUUCAAAGGUCAUCUAAUGUCAUUCGGAGCAGGAAACAAUUUCCAUCAGAAAGGCACAAACUUUCAAGAUUUCAGAGAAAUCAAUAUGUGGGAAAGCCUAACAAUACUCACAGAUAGACAUAACUGCAAUUAUCUCGGCAAGAUAGGGUUUGAUACUGGUACAAUUGUAGUAAAUGUUUGGCAAAUAAGUUUUCACUUUCAGAAUCCGCAGUUUGUCCAUUUUACGUGACCCUCUGGAAGAUCCCAGCCAUGCGACCGGACCCAAAAAGUGAAAUUGACAGAUCAUAUAUCAAUCGAAAAUUUAUAAAUUUCAAAACACAGUGAUGCAAGGUUUAUGCAUUAUCAGCGGUUCCCAUUUGAGUAUUUUGCUAAAGAAUAGAUCCGCGACGUCAUUUUGUGUUAAAAACGAUGUGGCACCAUUAUGUUUGUAAACGGAAAAAACUGAUCGAUGUUCAUAACCUUUGUAAAAAAAAACAUCGAAAGUACAUAUUCGUUUAAGCUUGAAUGGAUGGAAUUUAUAGCUUUGGACUAGUUUUUGCCAUGUUUCAUUUACCGUUGCGCAGCUAUUCAACUCUGCAUUGAGAUUACAUUUUCCUGCCAUAGCCAAUUAGGUCAAGUAAGAGCCAAACAAAGAAAUCACACAAAAAUAGUGAAGAGUUGUAGGUUUCAUUCCAUUUGAGCACUGAAUGAUUGUUAGUACCGUUUUCAAUGGAAAAAUUCGAAUUCAUAAUCUGGAAAUUCGAAAAAUAAUCUUACUGCGUACAAAAUGAUGUAAUCACGUUAACCAUUUUGACACAUUGUGACGGCAUGUAGAUCAGGACGUUACUAGAUCCUAUUGUCAAACCCAUUAAUUUGAGCUUCUCUUAAGCAAGAUACUCAGCUGGCAAGCGGAGAAUGUGCACAAAACUUACAGCUUAUGUAGAUCCCCAUAAUGUCUAUUUCACUUAUAGCUCUGAUCUGGACCUUUAAAUCAUAGUUACACUGUAGAGCCCACUUUCAAUUUUUACGGAUUUUAUUUAGACCAUGUGCAAUAUCGACAUCACCUUGAGCAGUUAGACAAUCAGUGUUUUUGUGUGUUUGUGAUUAAUCCUAUCGUUUUAUUCAUUUUUGCAUGUAUAUCAUAUCUACUUCAUAAUGUUGCUAUCAGUGGCGUACCGUGGGUCACGGCAUUGGUGGGGCACCAUCAAAAAUUUUGAGUCACCUAGUGAGCGCGCGAA